Molecule: messenger RNA, 3220 nt
Organism: Pecten maximus
Lineage: Eukaryota; Metazoa; Mollusca; Bivalvia; Pectinida; Pectinidae
Product: ferredoxin-fold anticodon-binding domain-containing protein 1-like
Exons: 6
Coding region: 129-2588 (819 amino acids)
Biological process (GO): rRNA base methylation
Cellular component (GO): cytoplasm
Molecular function (GO): rRNA (uridine-N3-)-methyltransferase activity
Source: RefSeq, a predicted model, not a curated record
UUUGUGUGGCAGUUCUUUCAAGGCGAUGGCGUCGGUCACGUGACUGUUAAAAUUGGGUUGAUGUAAAUUGCGGAUCGUAACUACCAAGAAAAGAAAUGAACGCAUGGUAUUCAUAGACUGCCUUUGAAAUGGAUGACAGUAUCCAUGGUGAUGUGCUACUUGUAGGAGAAGGAGAUUUCUCAUUCUCUGUGUCAUUGCUAUCCCAAUACUCAAACGAAACUCUCCGACGUGUGACCACCACUAGCUUAGAGUCUGAGGACUCCAUAACCAAACACCAAGCAUCAGGACAAUGUAUCCAACAACUUCGAAAACAUGGUCUUACAGUGCUAUUCCAAGUCGAUGCUACUAAGCUCCAUGAAAACAUUCAUUUAAAAAGCAAGGGAUUUGACAGAAUCAUUUUCAAUUUUCCCCAUGUGGGUGGGAAAUCCAACAUAAAGAAAAACAGAAAGCUACUUGAGGACUUCUUUCUGAGUGCUUCCAAUGUACUGAAAGAAAAUGGUAAAAUUUUGGUGACCUUAUGCAAAGGUCAAGGAGGGUCACCAGCUGAUAAACCAAUGAGAGCUUGGCAGAACAGUUGGCAAGUGGUUUCCAUGGCAGCCAAUACUGGGUUCAUUCUCAGGAGAGCCGUACCCUUUCAGACUGACAGCUAUGAACAGUACAAUAGUACUGGAUUCAGAAGUCAGGAUAAAGGAUUUCAUACAGAAAGGGCAAUAACCCAUGUAUUUGAGAAGGCAGAGGAAGUGAGGCUGCAUGAGGAGCCUGGUAACCCCGUGUUUGAGGUGAGAAAACAACUGGAGGAACGGCUUGUUACUGGUGAUGGCUUCGUCAGACUGGUGAAUGUUGGAACUCCUAUCUUACAGCAACCAUUGGAGAGGUCUGGAAAGCCGCUGAAGGCAUUAGCACGAUGUACAGACACUUCAUCAGUGAAGGCAUUAGCACAGAGUACAGACACUUCAUCAGCGAAGGCAUUAGCACAGAGUACAGACACUUCAUCAGUGAAGUCAUUAGCACAGAGUACAGACACUUCAUCAGUGAAGUCAUUAGCACAACGUACAGACACUUUCUCAGUGAAGUCAUUAGCACAGAGUACAGAAACUUCAUCAGUGAAGUCAUUAGCACAGAGUACAGAAACUUCAUCAGUGAAGUCAUUAGCACAGCACACCGACACUCUUCAUAUAUCAGAUUCAGAUGUAGACACUGGUACAGAGAUUAAUUCCAAUGUAAUGCUGGGCACACCUUCACACAACAAAACAUUUAUAUACGAUGACAACACAGGUGUAACACAGAAUGACACACCUGAAUGCCUCGACAUUUCUGUACCCGACAAAAAAUCUACAAGUGGUGAUGCACUUCUAUGCGACACAUAUUCAAAUCAGUGUUACUAUCUGGGUACCAGGAAUCAACUGUCAUGUUAUGGUCCCAUAGCUGAGGGUGCUAACUCAAGUACAAGGUCAAAGGUUACAGAGGGUGCUAACUCAAAUACAAGGUCAAAGGUUACAGAGGGUGCUAACUCAAGUACAAGGUCAGACAUUACAGAAGGAGCUAACUCAAAUACAAGGUCAAAGGUUACAGAGGGUGCUGACUCAGAUACAAGGUCAAACGUUACAGAGGAAGCUAACUCAAGUACAAGGUCAAACCUUGGAGAGGAUAGAGAUGGCUAUGCAGAGACAAGGAAAGAGCCGACAGAAACAGAUAUCCGUACAGAAGCCACACAAUGGGAUACAGAUAUCUCACCGGAUGAUGAACAUCUGCGAAUGUCAAUGCUCGAACAUUUAGAUGACUUGAUACAUCAUACAAAUAGUAAUCCAAAACAAAUUGCCAUAGCAACAGGAGAUGUGUAUAGACGUUGCCAGGUCAGUCCCAACAUACAGCCAUGGGGAGUAGAAAUGAUAUGUGUUUUACCAGAAAUUUCUUUAGAGGAAGAUAAACAAGAAGAAAAUAUGGAGUGUGCUAAACAACUGUGUACCAAAGUAAACUCAGCACUUGGAUCAUGUGGGAAAAUUCAGCUAGAACAAACAGGAAAACUGAAUUUAUUAUCUACAGGUGUAUGUUCACUUGGCACAAUAAAUAUGUGUAUCCAUGGUGAUGAUGGAUGUAAAACCAUUGGCUCAGUAAUGGUGUAUUGUCCUGAAGAUAAACCACGACGACCUAUUCUGGUGUUUGAUGUUGUCAAACUGUCUAUGUGUAUGUAUCAGAUUCCACACGAGACUCUGCUCUGGUCUACUGACAGAAGAGUCACUCAACAGUUCAGAAGGAAAGAUGGUGACUGGCCAAUGUUUAAAACUGUUAGUUUAUACCCAAUUUCUUUUACUUUUGACAUGAGUUUCUGGGAGAAACCCGAGGGAGCCUUCGACACCCUGCUAUACAACGACAUCAUAAGGAGUGUUGCGGGUGAGGAGAUAUCUUCAGUAGAAUUGUUAGAAAUGUACAAAGACAUACAGACAGACAGGCCUACUCGAUGUCGUAGUCGGUGUUACAGACUUAUCUUCCUGUCACAUGAUCGAGUAUUGUCUUAUAACACCUGCUGGCAGUUACAGAGCAGGAUACGCCUGGAGGUGGCCCAAAUUAUGGGCGUGGAGUUAAGAUAGGGACAGUAGUCACGGUUACUGGAGGUGGCCCAAAUCAUGGGUGUGGAGUUAAGAUAGGGGCACUAGUCACGGUUACUGGAGGUGGCCCAAAUCAUGGGGGUCGAGUUAAGAUAGGGGCGGUAGUCAUGGUUACUAGAGGUGGCCCAAAUCAUGGGAGUGGAGUAAAGAUAGGGGCAGUAGUCACGGUUACUGGAGGUGGCCCAAAUCAUGAUCGUGGAGUUAAGAUAGGGGCAGUAGUCACGGUUACUGGAGGUGGCCCAAAUCAUGGGCGUGGAGUAAAGAUAGGGGCAGUAGUCACGGUUACUGGAGGUGGCCCAAAUCAUGGGAGUGGAGUUAAGAUAGGGGCAGUAGUCACGGUUACUGGAGGUGGCCCAAAUCAUGGGUGUGGAGUUAAGAUAGGGGCAGUAGUCACGGUUACUGGAGGUGGCCCAAAUCAUGGGUGUGGAGUUAAGAUAGGGGCAGUAGUCACGGUUACUGGAGGUGGCCUAAUUCAUGGGUGUGGAGUUAAGAUAGGGGCAGUAGUCACGGUUUGUUUACAGAGCAGGAUAUGACUGGAGGUUGUUACUUAUAUAGAAUCAUAUCUGUGUUGAAGGGAGACUACUUACAAUAUUAAAUACUUUUCUAUUUUGAAA